AUGAACUUAUUCAGCACCGAUAGGACCCAGGGUUUGAGUGCCACAGCCGAUUUGAGAUUAAUAUUGAUUGGUAUUGAUUGUUCUGGGCGAGGAUUUCACGUGUACCGAUAUUUGUUGUUUGACUCAAUUCAGCUGCACAAACCCAACCUAUUUGAUAUGGUCCGCUUGAUUCAGCGACGCCAGAAUGUAUCACAGCACAAAAUAGUGCCCCCGUACGACUCAAGUACCUUCACUUUGCAAAACUAUUCCAUUCUUCGUCAACGUGCGGAUCCCGUGUACAGUCAACCGUUACAUGUCGGUGGUCUGAGCUGGCGUCUGAAAGUCUAUCCGGACGGGAAUGGAGUGGUUCGUGGCAACUAUCUAUCCGUAUUCAUUGAACUGUCUGCCGGUCUGCUGGAAGCGUCCAAGUAUGUAAUAAAUUAUUUUCCCAUAUUUACUAUUUCUCGUUUUUCAUUACCGUAA
Messenger RNA from Echinostoma caproni, 462 nucleotides. Lineage: Eukaryota; Metazoa; Platyhelminthes; Trematoda; Plagiorchiida; Echinostomatidae. The record is from the annotation of a GenBank genome assembly.